UCCCCAGUAAUCCCCUUAUGAAGUAGAAGUCAAAGGGGUAUGAGGAUAGAUCUUCAACAUUGAUGCUGAAGGAGGCUAUGAUUUGGUUGAUGUCAAGGAGGUGGACAAAGUGUGGCGAGGCUUCAGACUCGAUGAUCCCGACGAUCCAGAGUGGUUGUGCUUGUGUUUUUUAUGCGCCAAUGUUGAGCUUCGACAUUGAUCAGCAUAGACUUUUUGAGUGUUAAGUCCCCAUGUUCUCUAUGAGAAGGAGCCCAAGAAGUAGAUAGGGUGGCUGUUACCAAAGUCGCCUUUGAUCCUGAAGUGUGGUUGUCAGCAGAUCCCGAAGUCACUCUCAGUCCCGAUGAGCAGCUACUGGUUGAUACUGGAAUAAGGUAGCGUACACCCACAGAAGGUACACUGCAUAAAGUUUUUAUAUUGUCCAUUAGAGCAACCAAUGGGGCAAGAGAAAAAGAGAAACCAUGAACAAACCACAGUCAAAGCUAAAUAUCACUGAAAAAGACAAAUCUGAAGAAUAGCCGAGAAAAAACAGUCCGAAGUCAAGCUAAAAAUCCAGCACUGGAAAAAGCUAAUAAACGAGAAAAGCAGAGUGAAUCCAUCCCAAUGUAAGCAAUGCGGCAGUCAAGAAGGAGAAAGACACUCUCCCAUCGAAAAUAACAGUCACGCCAUGCACACGAUUCAGCAGAAUCAAAGAGCACCUCAAGGAGCUUUAAAUUCUUCGAGGCUUACUGCGCAGGCACAGAACCCAGGUAGAAAAGGAUGGCCCUCCGCACGUCCAGCAUGUGUAAAGAAACUUCUAGCGGUGUGGAUGGAUUUCUGUAAAAGUGCAUUGGAGUCUCGCCAUCCGCGAAAAGAGAAGGGCCCAGCUUCACUGGCACAGGCACCUCCCCCUUCACCUCAGCAGCAGGCCCUUCCCCAUCGGAGCCGGACUGGGAGGACCCAACACUGGACUCUGCCACGACCUGGGCAUCAUCAGGGGGAACCCACUGAGUGGCGAGAGAAGCGUUGGAGGGGCCGCAAGAGGGAGGGAAAAUCUGGCUGCACUGUCAGCCGUUAACUCCCUGCCCUCCAUCCCUACCACGGAAGGAGAUUCCCUGGCAGGAGAGCCCCCCGCACCACCAGGCUCUGCACCAGGCACCAGCCACCAGCUCUGGCAGUGCACCACCACCCGAUGGACCCACCACUGGUCUAGGAACAGGUUCGGUGGCAGCAGGCUCCUCCGGAUAGGAGAGCCUUUGCACUACCACAUCACCUGGGCCAAAUAAUUCGUCAAUGGGGACCUGUGGGACCCCAGGAUCGCAUCUUCUCUGCCCAUCAUGCCCCCCUGCACCACCUUGGGGACCCCUACCCCCUCUGCCUGCCUCCCUGCGGUGAGCUCUGCUCGCAACACAGCGCUCAGACACUUCUAAGAAAAAACUUUUUAAAAAUUUAA
Molecule: messenger RNA, 1429 nt
Organism: Hemicordylus capensis (graceful crag lizard)
Lineage: Eukaryota; Metazoa; Chordata; Lepidosauria; Squamata; Cordylidae
Exons: 3
Coding region: 665-1054 (129 amino acids)
Source: RefSeq, a predicted model, not a curated record